AAACGUCAACAAGAGCAAAUAUAUAGGAUAUUAAAACUGUUUUUUGUCAAGAAACUUCAGCUUUCGAAACCGUCAAAGAAAUACAAAAGACUGGAACUAGCUCGGGUAAAAACCACAGCUGGCCGGUGACUACCGGUGACGAAUAGUAUUCGUCAUAUAUUCGGAAUAAGUCCGUUUAUUCCCGAUUUUCCGAAAUUACUCCGAUAACAUACCGAAGGUUCCUUUGGCGGGAAAUUCGCUUUGGAAAAUUGAAUAACUCGAGGUGUUGGUCCAGAGCAGUGUAAUAUUGUCUAAAAAUGAUGGCUACAGUGAGCGCCAUCGAGUCUUUCCCUACGAACGACGAUAUCUUCGAUGCUGAGGUAGACGACGAUAGCGAUGGCGGACAACAAGAAGACGAUGUUCCUGAACUAAAUAAUGAUAUAUCUAAUUCCGCUGAGGAUAAAACUACAGAAAAGGAUGAUAUUUUUGACGAUGAAGGAUCUCCCCAAGUUCCUCAGACAAAUGAAAGCUCCGAUGAGUCCGAGAAAGAAAACGAGGAAAAUGAUGAAGUUCCCCAUUCUACCAAACAGAAAACAAGGUCUCCAAAACCUCGAAAAUUAAAAAAAGCUGCUAUUCAAUCAAUUCACAGUGAAUGUCAAAGAAUGCUACGAGAUUCACGUCUCAAGCUACCAUACUAUACACCUGCUGUGAAACCUAUCACACAUUUCUUGAAGAGGGUUCCUAUUAGCACGCUUCCCGCCAAGAAGUCUGAAUUAACUCAAAAUUCUAAUAAAACUGAGAUUGAUAGUUCCUCCCAGCCAGCUGAACUGAAUGUCAUUAAGGGUAAAGAGAAUAAAGAAGUUACAACUCCAAAAUUGUCGGAUGCAAAUGAUCCUUUCUUCUUUGACGAGACCCCAACAGACAAACUUCCCACAAAGGGUGUACAGAAAUUGAUGCAAAGGUUUGCAAAGCACACAAAAAAGCCUAAAGAAAUCGUAAAGAAAGAAAGUAUAGUUAUAUUGGACAAUGAGAAGACAAGCCAACAGCAACCAUCGAAAAAACCUGACAAACCAGUUCCAGGUGGACGACUGCAAGCCUUGAAAGAGCAACUUGAAGUGAAGAUGAAAAAGCAAAGGGAAGAGCUGCGCAAGAUUCAUGAAUCCCAAAGAAAACUUGACAAUGAAGAAAUAAGUGAUGAAGAAGAAGAGGCAGAAAUUACAGAUGAAUCAGAUUCAGAUUAUGAGUUGGAUCAAUGGAAUGCUGAUGAUGAAGCAAAACAGGAGGAAGAAGACAACGAUAAACCAGCUCAAAAUGAUUUCAUUGAUGCAGAAGCUGAUGAAGAUGAUGGUGAUUCUAAUGCGGUAGAAGACAACUCAGGCUCUGAUGGAGAUAUCAGUGAUGAAGGACUUAGUGACAAUGAUGAUGACAAUUCUAGUUUCAGUGAYAAAGACAAAACAAAGAGACACAAACAUAAAAAGCACAAACGAUCUAAUAUCAYACAGCUAUCAACAGAGCAAAAAACRGAAGACAAUGUGAAUAGCAAUAGCCAAAGCAUCAGUGAAGAUUCACAAGGGAAUAACACAGAAGAAACUGAUAACAGACAAAGCCUUUGCCUCCGACUUGACAGCAUUGAUGAUGAUUAUGAAAGUCCCGAGGAAUUUACCAAAACGAAAAGUUUUAAAUCACCUGAAGCAAGUCUSAGCUUACAGCUUGCUUCUGAUUUGACAAGCGACAGCAGCAUUAUAGAAGCUGGACAGGGYGAAGGGAAGAGAAACUUUUCUCAUCUGGAGUCUGAUUCUGAAGUAUCAUCAAUGCUACCUCCGAUUGCUAGACACAGCAGCUACAAGGAGAAUACACAGAAAAGACCAAAGAAGACUGGAAAACUGUCCCAACUUACACUUCCCAUAGAAGAUUCUCAGGAUUUGUUUGAUUCUGAAACACUUGAUGAAGACCCACAAGACAAAGUCAGUGUCACAAAUGGCUUCUCUUUUGCCAUUGAAGAAGAAAGUCAGAUGACUCAAAUGCUAGACACUCAGGGGUUCCUGUUUUCUACCAAGAAACAAAAAAAGCAAAGUCCYAAACACACUAAUGUCUCAGAAGCAAAUGCUGACAUGGAAGAAAUUCUUGGUCUUUGCUCUGGACARUUUACAGRAACAGACUCMAUGACUAGCUCAGAUACAAGAAAAAGAAAGCCAAAAUCUCUUCUUGGAACCCUUAUMGCAGAUGWGAACUCGCAGUCAUCCAAUAUGGAUGAAUUACUUGGAUUGUGCUCUGGGAUGUUUGCAAGUAAACCAGAUACACCAAAAAAUGCUGAUGAAAAUGUAGCAGAUUUUAUCCAGGAAGACAAGAAUGAAGAGGCAGGAAAUGACAUCAAUAAGAUGGAUGAUGAUGAUGAAGAUAAUUUCAAUGAUGAUGAUGAUGAAAAUAAAGAUGAUUUUAAUGAUACCAGCGAUAAUGAUGAUGUCGACGAAGAUGACAAUGAAGAAGAAGGAAGUGAUUUGGAUAUGGAUAAGCUGAGAGUAAAAAAGAAACGCAAGGCUGAAAAGAUUUUUGACAAGAAAAAGUUUUAUGAAGAAGAAGCAGAGUUGUCYGGUAGCGAUGUAGGAUCUGAUGAAGAYGAGGAUAUCGACACAGAYGAUGAUGUCUUGGAGGAGGACUCAGAACAAGAAGAGCUUCCAUCAGAUGAGGAAUUACAAAACCAAAUUAACAAAGUACACAUGAAGUCUAUUCUUGAUCAAGAUAAAGCCGAACUAAGACUCAUGCAAGAUAUCUAUCURCAAGAUGGUGACCUACAUGGAGAAGGCAGRAAAAGAAACUUCAGAUGGCGUGGCAUUGAUUUUAAUUCCCAGGCAGAUUUAUUUGAUAACAGAAUGUGGAAUGAUGAAGAUGACAAUGCCAAUAUAGAAUUAUUGACAGAAGAAGAAAGCAAAAGAAGGAAAGAGAGAUUUGAACGAGAUACUUUUAUUCGAGAAGAAAUGCAAAAAAGUACUGGUAACCAAGAUAUUGUAGACAUAGAUGAAGACAGUCAAGUCAUACUAAACAUCAUAAAAGACACAAGUAAUGCAGUACCUACAGCUUCACCUUCUGUUCCUGAUAAAAGUCAACCAAUUGUUUGUAAAAAGCMAAUUACUCCAGCUCCACGCCUGCAAAGAGUACCCUCCCAAAAAGGCUCGUUUUUGAACCGCAGUAAAGCUACUCUCAAUCGACUAUCAAGUAUCACUGCAAGUGUACCUAAUGCUUCAUCUAACGGUAGAAGUUUUGUAUUCAAAGCUGUGGAUGAUAAAGUGAAMUCUGAAAAUUCUAAGAAAAUGCCAAGAACGKUAUCCAUGAUGGAGCCUGCCGCAAAAAGACCAAAAUUUGACAGAAGUAUGAGUGACACAACAUCAAACAGCAUUUUCUCUAUGUUUUAAUAUUUCUGUGCUUAGAAUAAUYCAUGUAAUAUUCCAUACUUUCAAUAAUUCAUCAUGUUAUCAAUCAAUGUUAUCAAUUUUAACUGGAAAAUGUCAAUAUCCACUUCGUACAUUUGUAAAUAGACGAGAUUUUUAAAUUAAAAAGUUUUUUAUAAUGAUAA
Molecule: messenger RNA, 3550 nt
Organism: Exaiptasia diaphana
Lineage: Eukaryota; Metazoa; Cnidaria; Anthozoa; Actiniaria; Aiptasiidae
Product: claspin
Exons: 17
Coding region: 297-3389 (1030 amino acids)
Biological process (GO): mitotic DNA replication checkpoint signaling; mitotic G2 DNA damage checkpoint signaling; activation of protein kinase activity
Molecular function (GO): anaphase-promoting complex binding
Source: RefSeq, a predicted model, not a curated record